Molecule: messenger RNA, 612 nt
Organism: Vicia faba (fava bean)
Lineage: Eukaryota; Viridiplantae; Streptophyta; Magnoliopsida; Fabales; Fabaceae
Source: the annotation of a GenBank genome assembly
AUGGCGGCGACGAGGAGCAGGAAAGGGAGUGUGAGUUUAGAGGGAAAGAAGGUUAUAUUAGUCCCUUAUAUGGAAUCCCAUGUUCCCAAAUAUCAUGAAUGGAUGCAAAACCCUUCUCUCCUUCAAGCUACUGCCUCCGAACCUCUUUCCCUCGAGCAAGAGUAUCAGAUGCAACUUUCAUGGUCAUCUGAUCUCAACAAAGAGACCUUCAUUAUCUUGGAUAAGGAUUUGCUUAUUGGAACCUUCUCACACGGCCAACCUCACGUCCAAGCCAUGGUUGGUGACGUAAAUAUUUUUAUGAACGACAUCAAUAAUCCUCAAAUCGCUGAGAUUGAAAUUAUGAUUGCUGAACAAUCCAGCCGUCGCAAAGGACUUGGAAAGGAGUCUGUUCUCAUGAUGAUGGCCUUUGCUAUUCACAACUUAGGGAUCAAUAUCUUUCAGGUCAAAAUUGGAGAAUCAAAUCUUCAAUCCAUCAACUUGUUCAGAAAAUUGGGGUUUCUGGAAGCUUCACAUAGCAACAUUUUCAAAGAGGUGACUUUGGAGUUGCAAAUAACACCAGCCAAGAGUGAGGAGAUGCUUGGUUUGAUGGGUACUCUGAUCAAACACACUUAA